Fusarium subglutinans is the source of this 2061-nucleotide messenger RNA. RefSeq names its product cutinase transcription factor 1 alpha. The record is from RefSeq and is a predicted model, not a curated record. NCBI's taxonomy places the organism in Eukaryota, Fungi, Ascomycota, Sordariomycetes, Hypocreales, Nectriaceae. The transcript has 5 exons. Gene Ontology annotation, biological process: regulation of DNA-templated transcription; DNA-templated transcription. Gene Ontology annotation, molecular function: zinc ion binding; DNA-binding transcription factor activity, RNA polymerase II-specific; DNA binding. Bases 1 to 2061 code for a protein of 686 amino acids.
AUGGCUACAUCAGUUCAAAAACCGCGACAAAGGAGAUACAGACAACUCACAAUUCGAUCCUUUCGAGCCUGCGUGACAUGUCAUUUGAGAAAGGUUCGAUGUGAUGCUCUGAGCAAGGGGAUUCCCUGCACCAAUUGCGCUGCAUUUAAUGUCAAGUGUCAAGUUCCAGGCAUAGAGGAACCCCUCUUGAGCACUCUGAUAAGCCGUGCAAAAAUAGGGGACAAGACCACUAGCGCACAGAGAGAUCCCUCAAUCGCCCGCAUUAGUACGCCAGCCUCAAGUACUCAGGCGUAUCAAACAAGUCCUCAACAAGAUGGAGUUGCGUCACUAACCAAAUUGAAUGUUCUGCCUAUCACAUCGGCAGGCCAUGUUCUUUACCUUGGCGAAUCCGCAGGCUUUGACCUCCUCCUUCGUGGAAGCCAAAGCCCCGUACAUUUCCCCAUGCCUCAGGAUACACAUGCGCUGUCAAUACCUGCGGGACUAGACCCUCUCGAGAUACAGAUCUUGAAGCGCAGAGGGGCCUUUGUACUACCUCCGAAAGCGCUUUGCGACGACUUGAUAGAGACAUUCUUUUCUUGGGUACACCCGAUUGUACCCGUCAUCAAUCGUACAAAAUUCAUGUCGCAAUAUCAAGAUGCCAGAGAUCCUCCCUCAAUGCUCCUCCUCCAGUGUAUCUUACUGGCGGGUGCCCGAAUUAGCACAAACCCGCAGUUGAAAGUUGAUGGCUCAACUUCAACUGCCGUUGCAACAUUUUAUCGUCGCGCAAAAGCCCUUUAUGAUGCCGACUAUGAGCGCGAUCGAAUAACAUUGGUCCAAUCAAUGCUCUUGAUGGGGUGGUACUGGGCUGGCCCUGAUGACAUAUCAAAGAACAUGUUUUAUUGGAGUCAAUCCGCGAUCACUGUUGCCCAGAAUUUCGGUCUACAUCGCAGCAUGGAAAGUUCGAGACUGUCAAUAAGUGAAAAGAGGCUGCGUAGGCGGAUUUGGUGGACGCUGUUUACUCGAGAUCGCGCUUUGGCUGUUGCCCUGGGACAAUCAAUAUCCAUCAACCUCGAUGAUUGCGAUGUCGAUAUGAUAACCGACGAUGAUUUCAUCGAGCAUGAUGGGAAUGAUAUCGACGAAUACCCGCCCGAUCCUGUUCACGUGGAAUUCUUCGUCCACGCUCGUUGUCUGCUGCAUCGCGCAAGCUCCCCUCGGAACAGAAGGACUUUGCAAGACACAAAACAAUCUUAUGGAUCACCAGAUGGAACUGUUCGCGCGGCCAACAUGAUAACCUCGAUUAUCGAAGCCCUCAGCGACAAACAACAACUACGUCGCUGUCCUCCAUUUAUCGUCCACAGCCUCUUUUCAGCAAUUGUUAUACACUUACACGUGUCAAACACGCCAUCUCCGUCUAUCAGUAGACUCGCCAACCGACGACUCAGCACCUGCUUGGGAGCCAUCAAAGAUCUGGCACAAGUUUGGGUGGUGGGAAGAACAGUGCUGACAAUGAUUGAAAAGAUCUCAGGUCUCAGCAGAGAGGAGAAGCCGUCACGAUAUAGCAAUGGCUCCGCUCUGAAGGGCGAAGUCUUUAUCGACCUUGGAUGUGCCGACGCUUCAGGUCCCGCUUACAGCCCCAGCAAUGGAAACCCGCUUACAGAAGCCAGAGAUAACACUCAAACACCCCAAGAUCUUCCAAAUUGUGACGAAACACUGCCUUAUUGCGAAGCACAUACUCCGGUAGUCAUAGGCUUCCCUGAAGGGCAUCCUAAUGUGCACGAAUAUCCUCCACCUCCCGACCUCGGUGAUCCCCAACCGAAAAUUGGUUAUAGUAGCCUACUAUCCGAUGGAACUUUUCUCUCGGGAUUCGUGCCUGACACAUUCUAUGUUGAGAACACGGCCCAAAUCUGCAACGCAAUGACAGACAUGACAGCACUUACAUGGGAUCAGUUUCAGAUAGGCUGUCAACAAGAUUACAGUAUUUCAGUGCCUUGGAGUCUGGAGCUUGACUUUCAAGGCCUAAUACCGCCAACGAUGGGUACAGUUUAUCCAGAGUCAGGAUUCUCUAUAGAAGCUAGUAGUUAA